This is a messenger RNA of Pygocentrus nattereri (red-bellied piranha), 2061 nucleotides long. Its product is annotated as alpha-N-acetylgalactosaminide alpha-2,6-sialyltransferase 1-like. The coding region runs from base 45 to 1661 and encodes 538 amino acids. The transcript has 9 exons. NCBI's taxonomy places the organism in Eukaryota, Metazoa, Chordata, Actinopteri, Characiformes, Serrasalmidae. Gene Ontology annotation, molecular function: sialyltransferase activity. The record is from RefSeq and is a predicted model, not a curated record.
GAAACUCCCUGUGUGCAGAUAGGAAACAAGGAGUUACGGAUACGAUGGCAAGACAUUCUCCAGUUACGACGUUUAUGGCUGUGGUUGCUGUAAUUUACAUUGUAUUUACUGCAUGGAUAUACGUGCUGUAUACAGGAUCCACCAGAUUCAGGAAACAGUUCUAUCCUGGUUUGCUGUUCCGGAAUAACUGGCAUUGGACUGAGAUAAUGGACAACAACUCAAACACUCCUCAGGAGAUGCGCAACAUGACGUGGAGACUAACUACGGAUAUGGAGAAAGCCAAGGAAAAUUCUAAAGCACUGAAAAUGCUUGUUAUGGAUGGUUCUGCGGCAAAAGUUCAACAUAAUUUAUCUAAUACUGAUCAGAGAGACCCCAGAGCUGGAAUUCAAGCUAGUCCAGAAAGAGAUAACAAAAACACUAAGAAGAAAACAGCAGGUAGUUUGAUUCCUUCACGGUUGAAACUCAUUAAAAACGUGGAGGACCCACCAAAAGUCUCCCAGCCCUCAGUUGAACUGAAGCCCAUGAAAACUAAAGAAAACAGCACAAACACUCUGCAGUCCAACUUAGGACAUCAAGGUCAAAACGUCUCACAAUCGAUGAAGUCAAGGCCAGGGGUUUACAGCGAAUUGACACCUAUACCAGUCAUGUUCAAGAAAAAUUUUAAGAGGAUGCCAUUCUGGGAAACAAAUGAUGUGUAUUUGAGAAGUGAUGAGUCGGUUCAGACGGCUUGUGCAGAGUCAUUGCAUAAAACAAAAGAUCCAGACUUUCAGAAGGCGUACCUUCCAAACGUUCAGAUGUAUCUGUACCAGAAUCUUCUUAACCUAAGUGAAUGGAACCGCUUGGCUCACUUUAACAACCCUUUUGGCUUCAUGGAGUACAACUACAGCGAAAUAAAGAGUGCAGUGGAUUUGAUUCCCAAACCUAACGUCACUCAACUCUUGCCCCGUGUUGGGAAUGACUCCUGUAUCCGGUGUGCUGUGGUGGCUAAUGGUGGGAUCCUGCAUGGGUCCAAGAUGGGCAAGGAGAUAGAUUCCCAUCAAUAUGUGUUUCGGAUGAAUGGUGCUGUUACUGGAGGCCAUGAAGAAGAUGUGGGAAACAAAACUUCAGUCUAUGUUCAUACAGCCUACUCGCUGGUCGCCUCCCUUGCUGUAUUUAGGAAGUAUGGCUUUAAGAAGAUCCCCAGUGACAAGGGCAUUAAAUACGUGAUGAUCCCAGAAGGCCUGAGGGAUUUUCACUGGCUGCAAGGCCUUCUGAGCAAAGGGAAAGUGCCAAAGGGCGAAUUCCGGAGCAGAAUGCCACGGACGUUCUAUCCCAAAGAUUUCGAUGAGAGCAGGUUUUAUGUCCUUCAUCCAGAUUUCCUCAGAUACGUUCGCAACAGAUUCAUGCCCUCUAAACAACAGAAUGGAACUCACUGGGCUUUAUAUAGACCCACUAAUGGAGCCUUCACCCUUUUCCUGGCCCUUCAUGUCUGUGAUACUGUUGAUGCGUAUGGCUUUAUCACCGAGACCCAUAAGAAUUACUCCAAUUACUACUUUGAGAAGCAAAAGACUCGAGUUAUUUUCUUCAUCAACCACGACUACAACCUGGAGAUAAAACUGUGGAAGAAACUCCAUGAUGACAAAAUUAUGACACUCUAUCAGCGAGAGGGAGGAAAGAGAUGAUGGCCUUUUUUCAGGAAAAAAACAGCUUUAUGACACCGAAGCACUUUUAUGGCAGGGCAUAGCAUUCAAACGGAGCCAGAUUACGUCCAGCAGGGUCUGAAACUCCAGUCCUGGGCAGGACGUGAUAGAGAUCAGCAGCUGAGUCAGCGUCAUAGUUCAAAUUCUGCCCGUUGCUGGUACAUCUGUCUUCAGUUUACCGUAAGCUGUGAUUCUGUGAUUACAGAUUGCAGUGGGAUAUGAUGGGUGCAUGGAUAAGAUUUGUGAAGCAACUGGAGUUGGGUGUUAAGACAGAGAUGGGUGUUAAGACACAAAUAUAAAGUCACACUGUUUAUUUGUUUAUGUAAAUAGUGGGGUAGUGGGUUUUUUACUCAAAUAAAUGGUCACUGUGUGGAUGAACAGA